AUUGUUUCAAAUUUGGCGGACUAUGUACGUCUGCAUUCUAUUAACCACUCACAGAACCAGCUUCGGCCCCGCCCAGACAAACCUGGGCACCGAAAUUUACCUGCAACAUUGCGUUUCAGUCACUCACUGUGUACUCUAGCAUAGUAGGUGGCGGUAAUGCACCUUUCAGUUGGUUUCCACCUGCCAUUUGAAAGACAAAAGAAGAAGUCAUUCACUGUGACAUGAACUGACAUGGUGCCAUUAGGGUUCAGAAAGUGCCCCGUUGUUGGCUGUUCCAACCAGCAUCGCAGCCUUUUCAUUUUACCAGCGGAGCAAGAAAGGAGAACUUAAUGUUAUUUUCUUGUAAAUGGACUGGUGCCGGCACCGCUGCCUAAAUGCUUCUUUGAGUCUGGACACCAUUUCACCUCCGUCUACUUUGAAAACGAGGGUUUAUUUAUUACUGGGCUUGAGGAUCAAGAAGCACUCCGUUCCUACAAGAUGUGAUCCACUUGCUGCUUCCCUAAACGUAAGUACAUGCUUGAUACUUAUUUAAUGUAUGUACUCCAGAGGUUUCUUUGUUUAUAAUCUAGCUUCCCUCCUGUGUAAGGAAUGCUAGAACAGUUGAUGCUAACAGCUACAGUGACAGAGAGAGACAGUGUUGCGAGGUGCUGCCACACAAUUUGGAUGAGUCCAAGCCUCUUCAGCAUUCGUCCGGUUACGAAUCGUAUGAUAUAUGGUACUGUGGUAAAUUCUGUUCCUCCUAUGGAGUUAUUUCUGUCCAUUGCAACAAAUGUCAAGUUGACCGUGGUGUCCCGUUGGCCACUAAAACAAGUAAACUGCUGUAGCUGAGUAAACAUGGACUUUCGAUGGACACAUAGGCACUCGCUGGUUGCUUAAACAACACAGCUUUAAAAAGUGGGCAUUGGGAGAUGUGUUCUUAGAGUGCUUCGCAGAGCGUCUGCUGCAGACAACCAGCUGACCUUUUUCGACCUCUCAGUUCUUUCUGCAGAAGAACCAGCGGGUGAAUUCGGCCAUCACCUCUCUCAUGAUUAUUCUGUGAUUGUACUAUUGUACUGUGAUUGUACACUCUGAGUCUUUCCCACCCAGACUCUAAAACUCAGAAGCCAGUUGUGUUUUGUAUUAUUUACCGUCCUCCUGCUCCAUAUUCAGAGUUCUUAACUGAAUUCUCUGAAUUCUUAUCUGACUUAGUUCUUAGCACAGAUAAAGUCAUUGUAGUGGGAGACUUUAACGUUCAUGUAGAUGUUGACAGCAACUGUCUCAGCACUGCUUUUAACUCCUUAAUAGACACUAUUGGUUUUACUCAGCAGGUAAAUGAACCCACUCAUCGUUUUAACCACACCCUCGAUCUUGUCCUGACAUAUGGGGUUGAAAUUGAUAAUUUAAUAGUUCUUCCCCAAAACCCUCUGUUAUCUGACCAUUUCUUAUUAACUUUUGAAUUUAGCACAAUUGACCUUACAAUAGCUGGAAAGAAAUGUUACUAUAGCAGAUGUUUAUCUGACAACGCUGUUGCCAGAUUCAAGCAGAUGAUUCCAUCAUCUUUUACCUCAAUGUCUUGUAGAUACACAGAGAACAGUCACCUUAAUCCUUAUGAACAGGUUGACUGUCUUGUGGAUGAUGCUGCAGCUUCUCUACGUACAAUGUUAGACACAGUGGCCCCCUUAAAUCUCAGCAGCAAUGACUUUAUGAACUACUUUACUAAUAAAAUUAUCAUCAUUAGAAAAAACAUUCAGCAGCGACUUCUUCCAAACGACAGAAAGCACUGUCUAGAUCCAUCAACUUUAAAUAUAUCAAAUCCUCUGUCUUACCUAGACAGCUUCUUCCCCAUAACUCAUAUGGAGUUAGCCUCAAUAAUCAACUCUUCCAAGUCGUCCACUUGUCUUUUAGAUCCAAUCCCAACCAGAUUACUCAAAGAGGUUCUACCUUUAAUCAGCUCAUCCAUAUUAAAUCAAAUCAACCAAUCUUUACAACUAGGUUAUGUACCACAGGCUUUUAAGGUGGCUGUGGUCAAACCUCUAUUGAAAAAAACAACCCUGGACCCUGGACAACUAGCCAACUGUAGGCCCAUUUCAAAUUUACCCUUUAUUUCUAAGAUUCUGGAAAUAAUCGUGGCUAAACAAUUAUCUGACCACCUGAGUGGGAAUAACCUGUACGAAGAUUUUCAGUCAGGAUUUAGAAAACAUCAUAGCACAGAAACAGCUCUGGUUAGAGUCACUAAUGAUCUUCUAUUAGCUUCGGACAAUGGCCUAGUUUCUGUCCUUGUCCUGGAGUACCACAGGGUUUUGUGCUUGGUCCAAUUCUGUUUAGCCUAUACAUGUCUCCUCUAGGUGAGAUUAUUAGAAAGCAUUCUAUUAAUUUUCAUUUUUACGCAGAUGAUACUCAGCUAUAUAUGUCCUUGGAACCUAAUAAAACAGAUCAACUAGUCAAAAUUCAGGGUUUCUUAAAAGACAUCAAAUCCUGGAUGUCCCAAAACUUCCUGCAACUAAAUUCAGAAAAAACUGAAAUUCUUAUUGUUAGGCCUAAAAAUCUGAGAGAGACACUAUUGAGUCAGGUAGCCACCAUGGAUGGCAUAACAUUAGCUUCAGAUUCUACUAUGAGGAACCUUGGUGUCAUCUUUGACCAGGAUCUCUCUUUUACAUCAUACAUUAAACAAAUCCCCAGAACCGCCUACUUCCAUCUUAGAAUUAUAGCUAAUAUUAGAAGCAUCCUCUCUCAGAGUGAUGCAGAGAAACUGAUGCAUGCAUUUGUUGCCUCUAGGCUGGACUACUGUAACUCCUUACUUAUAGGAUGUCCUAACAGCUCCUUAAAAAGCCUACAGCUUAUUCAAAAUGCUGCAGCCAGAGUUCUGACAGGACUUAGAAAGAGAGAUCACAUUUUUCCUACAUUAGCUUCUCUGCACUGGCUGCCUGUAAAAUGUAGGAUAGAAUUUAAAAUUCUCCUACUCACCUACAAAGUACUCAAUGAUAAAGCUCCUUUUUAUCUUAAAGACCUCAUAGUUCCUUAUGCUCCCAGCAGAACACAUUGUUCUCAGAGCGCUGGGCUACUUGUGGUUCCUAGAGUGUUUAAAUGUAAAACAGGGGGCAGAGCUUUUAGCUACCAAGCUCCUCUCCUCUGGAACCAGCUCCCUCUUCAGGCUCGAGAAGCUGACACACUCUUCACCUUUAAGAUUAGGUUUAAAACCUUCCUUUUUGAUAAAGCUUAUAGUUAGAGAUGGUUCAGGUCACUGGCAAUGAUUGUUAGUCAUAGGAACCAUCUCUUAGUUAAGCUACAAUAGACAUUGACUGCUGGGGGACUUAAUUUAUACACUGAGCUCCUCUGUUUCCUUCUACCUUUUCUGUCCACUAACCUCCCAUCAUUCUCCCAUGUUUAACUAACCUUGUCUCUUUCUCUCCAGUAGUUGUGCUUCUCUCUCUCGCUCUCUCUCUCUCUCUCGCUCUCUCUCUCUCUCCUCUACUCUGUCCUCACCUACAGGUAUCGUUGGACUCAAAGUUUGGUGUCUGUGAUGGGCAGCUGCGGAUCCAACCAUCCUGCCUGUAUCCAGUCCCUGGUCCAAUCGUCCUGCCUGUGCUCUGUUGUCUCUUGUUGUUGUUUCUUCCUCGUUAGAGAGGGAGUUUUUCCUUUCCACUGUUGCUGUCAAAUUAAAUGCUUGCUGUGUGUGGGAUUUGUUGGGUUUAGUUGUGUGAGGUUUUAAACCUUACUUUGUAAAGUGCCUUGAGACAACUUUGUUGUGAUUUGGCACUAUAUAAAUAAAAUUGAAUUGAAGUACUAUUUCAUUCUAUGUAAUAAAUUCAUUUGUGCAUAAAAGUUGAGUCCAUGUGAAAUCUCUAGCAAGGUCGGAACAUGAAAUACACGUCAGAACGGCGUCACGAAGGGCAGGCGAAAAGAAGCCGAGUACAGAACCAACCUUUGUCCGGACUGGUCCGGACGCAUGACCAUCGUCAUCAGUGAAGAUGCGUCCCAGAUGGAUGGAGAAGAAACAAAACCUGGAAGGAGAAAGAAACCAGUUCACCCCGUAGCUGGUCUAGAAGGGACAGACAGGGCAGUGAAAAGGGAUGAGUUGUUAGAACUGCCCGACGUUUGUUUAAAAACAGAAAAUCUCAUUUGGAAAUUCCUGCAGUGAAAGUGAUCUGCGUGACAAAGCAGUUAGAUCACUGUGGGCUGAGUCAGAUGAGGAAUCAGUGUGUGUGGGUGACGGACUGGUAAAUGAGGUUUCUGAUGGACUUCCUCUGCUGGUCAAAGGGGCACAGCGUCAAAAUCUGCCCUGGCCUUCAAGACCGGAUCAGAAUGGUCUGACUGACACUGUGGGACUUUGCAACUUGUCACUAGAACAAAUAACUGACCAUGUGAUUCAUGCUGUUGAGCUGCGUCAAAAGCAGGCAAAGGAGGCAGUGAAAGAAGCAACACGCCAGCAGCAGCGAAAAGAGGGGGAGAAAAGAGCUCAACCAGCCAGCGUGCCUCAGACCCCACCUACACCACCAGGCAUGGCCACACCUCAGGUGAUGUACAUUCUACCAGGAGGGUGGACAAGACGACCUCCUAUGAGGAGAGGAGGGACCCCUCCAGGCCGAGGAGCAAGACGAGGAUGCUGUGGAAAAACUGUGAACUGCUUCCUGUGUGGGAGGUAUGGACAUGUGCAAAGCCAGUGAUGGAACAAGAGUCCACCUGGACGGCCAAGGAAGGCUGAGGCUAAAGCAGGGCCACUGAGACAGUGCAGGCUGUCAGACGUGAACUGUGUCAAUGGACGUUAUCAAAAGCCGAAAAGCCAGAGGCCUCUGAAUCUGUGUUCUCACCUUGCUGUACACUUUAGUACUUUGAGACUCAGACAAAUAUCUAUAUAAUAUCUAUAAAAAAAAAUAAUAAAUAAGUCGAAUUGGUGAAAAUAACUCAGUCCUUAAAGCUGCCGAAAGGUUAAAAAUAAAUAAAAUAAAAUAAAAUAAAAAAUAAUAAUAAAAAAUUCCAAUUUUACAAGUCAAGGGAAAGGGAAAGGUAUAGAGAAUAUUUCAAAAUAAAGUUCCCAAUUCACUCACUCUGCUGUUCAGAUGCUUCACCUGAUGCUCAGUGGUUGACUGUGUUUUAUCCUCCAAGAGGUUUGGCUGUAUGUGGGUUUAUAUGAACUUUCUUUAAUAAGUUACAAUAUUUUAGUUGUAGUUUUUAUCCACAGUUGUUACAGUAUGUUGUCAUUAGAGACUCCGAUAGUCACGGGGGAAAUUACAAUUAGAUGCAGUAGUGCUUUGUGCAAAAGGUUCAACAGGUUGUUAUGUCUAAUGUGUCAUCUCUGAUAGUUUGUGAGGAUGCAGCUUAUCUUGUCUGUACGUUAAUUUCGUCAUAGAGUUACUUAAUGCAUGCAUUUACAGCACCUGAAUUAAAUAAGUUUUAUUGCAGUGAUUCUGUGUUCUUCAUGAGGUUAGUCACUAAAGCUUAAUCCUUCUUGUUUAGCUGUCAGCUGACAUCGAGGGUGUAACCUUGAAGUUUAGAUGCUGUAUAAGGUUCUUAAUUUCACUUAGUUUAUUAAGUCCCAGUAAGGAUAGGUAAGUGUAAGAAAUGAUUUUUAGGGGUUUUACUAAUGUGCCGAUCUUAGGUUAGCGAUUCGAUUGUCCUCACUUUCUAAAUUAGUAAUUUGUAUAAUCACUUGGAUGCAGUAGGUGUGUAUGGAAAGAGUGAAAAUGAAAAUGAAUGACAGGAGACUUGUAUGUGUGGCGUCUGCUGUGGGACUAAUCUUCUAUUCUGUUUCUGUUGUGUCUCAUCCCAAGUUGACGAACUUAUUCGAAGGAGGCCUGUUGGUUCAAAAGUGUUUGAGUCGGUUCAAAUGUUGAAUUGGAGUGUAAAUAGCUUGCGCUAAAAAAAGAAGAGGAUGAUCUCAGCAGGAUUCCUAGUGGAGUGAGAGAAAAAGAGAUGGUAGCAUGGUACAGUAUGUGAGGGAGGAAAGGAGUUCAAGGAGUGAAGGAAAGGUAAAGUGUGAAUGUUGACAAUAGAGAGAUGAAACAGUGCUGUGAACCUUGCAUUUGAGUGUGUAGCUUGUAAAAAAUAUGCAGAACGCAUAAAACUAACAUUGCAUGAAGCUUUGCUUGACAGAAUAGUGUUUUAAUGCAUCAACCAGUGACCUACGUUUUUAUGUAAAACAGAUAAUUAUCUGUCACUGGUUGAUGCAUUAACAUCAUUAACAAACCCAGGAGUGCUGUACUGUUCCAUUGCAGGAAAGAAGAGGACAAAGAAGAUCAAACUCCGGAUCACUGAUGGGCCCUGAGUGACACUGCUGACUCAUUUAGCAGAACAAGGUCACAGGCUAGCCUUUCUAAAUUAUAGUUCUCAUAGAGCAAGAGUUUCUCUCUUAGCUCACGUGCACGAUAAAAACCCUGAGCUCAUGACAGUGACAUGACUGACUGAUACUGUAUAUGCUCUACGGACUGACCAUGACACGUGUCAAUGAUGUUUAUUGUUGUUGAUUUUAUAUAAUGAGGGUUUAACCAUUUUCAUUCUGCAUCUCAGUGUGUUGUUGCACACAGGAAGCUCACAUUCACAACUUCAACCCCUUCUUUAGGCGGAGCAGCAGUGGAGAAACUGUGUCAGCAUAAACAGCUCACUCAAACUGAUUUUGAGCGAUAAAUUCAUGUGUUAAUUUGAGCAUAAAAGUUGAGUCUGUGUGAACUCUCUAACAAUGUCGGAACAUGAAAUACACGACAAAACACUACGUACGUGUAUUGUGCUGUUUGACAGUAUCCUGGCAUCAGAACAAUACAAUUAUAAGCUUUUCUGAUGGAAACCAAUAGAAAAACACUAAAACAUUGUUUUGAAGCCUUUCAGGCCAUGAAAGCACAGUUUAAAUGACGGCAAUUGCAACUGUGCUUUUAGGGUGUAUUGAGCUGUUUUACUUUAGUCUGGCAUCAGAACAUGACCAUUAAAAGCUGUAAUGUUAGGAACCAAUGCAGAAACACUAAAACAUCGUUUUGGAGCUUUUCAGGCCAUAAGAAAACUAGUUUAAACCACGGCAAUUGCAACUGUACUUUUAGGGUGUAUUGACCUGUUUGACAGUAUCCUAGCAUCAGAACAUGACCGUUAGAGGCUGUUCUGAUGGAAACUAAUGCAGAAACACUAAAACAUCGUUUUUGAGCUUGUCAGGCCAUAAGAAAACUAGUUUAAACCACGGCAUAUGCAACUAUGCUUUUAGGGUGUAUUGACCUGUUUGACAGUAUCCUGGCAUCAGAACAUGACCAUUAGAGGCUGUUCUGAUGGAAACCAAUGCAGAAACAAUAAAACCUCGUUUUUGAGAUUUUCAGGCCAUAAGAAAACUAGUUUAAACCAUGGCAAUUGUAACUGUACUUUUAGGGUGUAUUGAGCUAUUUGACAAUAUCCUGGCAUCAGAACACGACCAUUAUAGGCUGUUUUGAUGGAAACCAAUGUAAAGACACUCGUUUUGUAGCUUUUCAGGCCAUAAGAACACUAGUUUAAACCACGGUAAUGUCACUGUGUAUUUAGGGUGUAUUGAGCUGUUUUACUUUAGUCUGGCAUCCGAACAUGACCAUUAAAAGCUGUUCUGAUGGAAACCAAUGUAAAAACACUAAAACAUUGUUUGGGAGCUUUUCAGGCCAUGAAAAAAAUACUUUGAACCACGACAAUUGCAACUUUGCUUUUGAGCUGUUUACUUUAGUUUGGCAUCCGAACAUGACCAUUAUAAGCUGUAAUGUUAGAAACCAAUGCAGAACCACUACAACAUCGUUUUGAAGCCUUUCAGGCCAUGAAAACACUAGUUUAACCCAUGGCAUUUGCAACUUUGCUUUAGGGUGUAUUGAGCUGUUUGACAGUGUCCUGGCAUCAGAACAUGACCAUUAUAAGCUGUUCUGAUGGAAACCAAUGUAAAAACACAAAAACAUCGUUUUGGAUCUUUUCAGACCAUGAAAACACUAGUUUAAAGCAAGGCAAUUGCAACUGUGCUUUUAGGGUGUAUUGAGCUGUUUGACAGUAUCCUGACAUCAACACAUUACCAUUAUAAGCUGUAAUGUCAGAAACCAAUGUAGAAACACCAAAACAUCGUUUUGGAGCUUUUCAGGCCAUAACAAUACUAGUUUAAACCACGGCAAUUGCAAUUUUGCUUUAGGAUAUAUUGAGCUGUUUGAUAGUAUCCUGGCAGGACCAUUAUAAGCUGUUCUGAUGGAAACCAAUGUAAAAACACUAAAACAUCGUUUUGGAUCUUAUCAGGUCAUGAAAACACUAGUUUAAACCCCGACAAUUGCCACUGUGCUUUUAGGGUGUAUUGAGCUGUUUUACUUUAGUCUGGCAUGAGAACAUGACCAAUAUAAGCUGUAAUGGUAGAAACCAAUGCAGAAACACUAAAACAUUGUUUUGGAGCUUUUCAGGCUUUAAGAAAACUAGUUUAAACCACAGAACGUGCAACUGUGCUUUUAGGGUGUAUUGAGCUGUCUUACAGUAGCUUGGCAUCAAAACAUGACUACUAUAAGCUGUAAUAUCAGAAACCAAUGCAGAAACACUAAAACAUCGUUUUUGAGUUUUUCAGGCUGUAAGAACACUAGUUUAAACCAUGGCACAUGCAACUGUGCUUUUGGGGUGCAUUGAGCUUUCUUACAGUAGCUUGGCAUCAGAACAUGACUAUUAUAAGCUGUAAUGUCAGAAACCAAUGCAGAAAACCUAAAACAUUGUUUUGGAGACUCGAAGGCUAUAAAAACACUAGUUUAAAUCACAACAUGAUCAAUAUAAGCUGUAAUGUUAGAAACCAAUGCAGAAACACAAAAAUAUCGUUUUGGAGUUUUUCAUGCCAUAAAAACACUAGUUUAAAUCACAACACGACCAUUAUAAGCUGUAAUGUUAGAAACAAAUGCAGAAACACUAAAACGUCGUUUUGGAGCAUUUCAGGCCAUAGGAACACUAGUUUAAACCUCCGCACGUGCAACUGUGCUUUUAGGGUGUAUUGAGCUCUCUUACAGUAGCUUGGCAUCAGAACAUAACCAUUAUAAGCUGUAAUGAAAGAAACCAAUGCAGAAACACUAAAACGUUGUUUUGGAGCUUUACAGGCCAUAAAAACACUUGUUUAAAUCACGACACGACCAUUAUAAGCUGUAAUGUUAGAAACCAAUCCAGAAACAAUAAAAAAAUGUUUUGGAGCUUUUCAGGCCAUAAGAACACUAGUUUAAACCACAGCACUUGCAACUAGGUUUUUAGGGUGUAUUGAGCUGUCUUACAGUAGCUUGGCAUCAGAACAUGACUAUUAUAAGCUGUAAAGUUAGAAACCAAUGCAGAAACACUGAAACGUUGUUUUGGAGCUUUUCAGGCCAUAAGAACACUAGUUAAAACCACAGCACGUGCAACUGUGCUUUUGGCGUGUAUUGAGCUGUCUUACAGUAGCUUGGCAUCAGAACAUAACCAUUAUAAGCUGUAAAGUUAGAAACCAAUGCAGAAACACUGAAACGUUGUUUUGGAGCUUUUCAGGCCAUAAGAAAACUAGUUUAAACCAAGGCACUUGCAACCAUGCUUUUACGGUGUAUUGAGCUCUCUUACAGUAGCUUGGCAUCAGAACAUAAUCAUUAUAAGCUGUAAUGUCAGAAACCAAUGCAUAAAACCUAAAACAUCGUUUUGGAGUCUCGAGGGCCAUAAAAACACUAGUUUAAAUCUCGACACGACCAUUAUAAGCUGUAAUGAGCUUGAGCUAAGUAUAAGCAUAAGAACACUAGUUUAAACCACGGCACUUGCAACUGUGCUUUAAGGGUAGCUUGGCAUCAGAACAUGAUUAUUAUAAACUGUAAUAUUAGAAACCAAUGCACAAACAGAGAGAAGCCAAAAUCAUUACUUGUAAUGUGUCACCGACUAUACAUUUGGUCAUAAGCAUGAAAUGUGAACAAAGCAAAAGCAGAACUGUAACUGAAAACAGAAAAUUCUCACAGGUAAUAGUGUCUGUUGUCUAAGAACUGAGCAAACAGCGCCCCCUGGCAGGGCUGAGGAGAAAUGUAAAAUCUUACAGUACCUGGGAUUCCCAGGCGGUCUCCCAUCUAAGUACUAACCAGGCCCGACCCUGCUCAGCUUCCGAGAUCAGACGAGAUCAGGCGUGCUCAGGGUGGUAUAGCCAUAAGCGAGAGCAGCGCGUGACAGGAGCUCUUUUAAACUUGGCAAGCCACGCCGUUGCAUCCAUUUGCCUGGAUGUGGCGUUUGUAAAGGACUUUGAGCAUUUUGGGACGUACACAGAAGGUGGCCAUUUUGGACUCAACAUAAUGUCCUUUUUGUGUAUUUUGCGCUCCCUUCAAAGAGCACAAACAGAGAGAAGCCAAAAUCAUUACUUGUAAUGUGUCACGGACGAUAGGCAUGAACUGUGAACAAAGCAAAAGCAGCACUGUAACUGAAAACAGAAAAUUCUCACAGGUAAUAGCGUCUGUUGCCUAAGAACGAUGCAAUUAUAGGAGUUACAAAUAAUUGAACAAUCUGGGUGAAAAACAAAAGUAAGACAAAACAUAAGACAUAAAUUUUAGACCAUAAUUCAAAAAUCAUAUCAUAACUGCAUAGAAAAAGGAAGAGAAAACAUUUUUUCCCAUAACACUGUGCAAUACAAUGUGGAUCUUAGUAAACAGUGCCCUCUCAAGAUGCAGAUGGACUUUCACGUCGGACACACGGAGAACUUCAGAUUUAUGCUGUAUCAAGAAAAGAGCGUGAAAGGAUUAAACACUUCACUCUGCAUUAUCUGAAGGAACCGGAGAGUACAGAUGGUGUCCUUUCGGAUGCAGUGAAAGCGAUAUGUGAAAGGCAUGAUGUCAAGUGGUACCCUAAAGACUUCGGGUAUCCAUUAGUUACGCUUGUUGAGUCACUUGCCGUCCAUUCUGAUGAUCUGCCAAGUGCGUUUCAGGAGGAAGAUGAUCAUGGGUUCCCUGUCAUCGGUCAUUAGACUGAAGAGGAGAUAAAAGCAAAGCAAAGAGCUGACCCUGAUCUCAGAGUGCUCAUUGAGCACAAGGAGUCUGGAGAUACGCCCUCUCCUUCCCUGAGAUGGGAGCUUCCAGACUUUGUUCUGUGGCUUAGAGAAUGGAAGCGUCUGGAGCUGAGGAGUGGGCUGUUAUACAGAUCGCGACAAGAACAUGGACAGGUGUCACAUCAGCUAGUACUACCCAUUAAACUAAGAGCCGCAGCACUGAAAAGCCUACAUGAUGAUCUAGGUCAUCUGGGUACUGAGCGGACGCUUGACCUUGCGAGGUCACGAUUCUAUUGGCCUAGAAUGUCCGCAUGUGUGGAGCAUAAGGUCAAGGAGUGUGAACGAUGUGUGCGUCGUAAGACCCCAGUUGAGAGGGCAGCUCCCUUGUGUAACAUCCAGACGUAUGUAUGGAUUUUCUAUCGGUGGAGCCUGAUCAAAGCCACACAAAGGAUAUAUUGGUACUGACAGACCAUUUCACUAAGUACGCAGUUGCAAUUCCAACUUGAAACCAGAAGGCGCAGACUGAGGCAAAGUGCUUAUGGGAGAACUUCCUGGUACACUAUGACUUUCCAGAAAAACUACUUAGCGACCAGGGUCCGGACUUCAAAUCUCGCACCAUAAAAGAACUGUGUUCCAUUGCUGGCAUUCAAAAGGUCAGGACUACCCCCUACCACCCUCGGGGAAAUCCAGUGGAGAGAUUUAACAGGACCCUCCUCCAGAUGCUGGGUACUCUGGAAAACAAGGACAAGUCGCAUUGGAGGGAGUUUGUCAAGCCGUUGGUGCACGCUUAUAACUGCACUCGGAAUGAUGUAACUGGGUUCAGUCCCUAUGAACUGAUGUUCGGCAGACAGCAUCGAUUGCCAGUCGAUUUGGCAUUUGGUCUGCCUGUGAACAAAGAACCCAAGUCACAUUCCCAGUAUGUCCAUGACUUGAGAGUUCGCCUUGAGGAAAGCUAUCGAAUCGCCGCAGAGAGUGCCUCCAAGAUAGCUGAGCAUAACAAGCAACGCUUUGACAAAAACACAAAUUGGCUGAUAAAUGGGAAUGGGACGUCCUCAUUGUGGUCAAGCGUGCUGGUGACCUACCUGUGUAUACUGUCAUACCGGAGGGCAGAGAUGGACCACUUCGCACGUUGCACCGUGAUCUUUUGCUGCCGUGCGGGUUCUUACCUGUGGCUGAAUCUCUACCAUCACCGAAGCAGACCGUCAGCGGGUCCAGAACAAGGAGACAAUCCAGAAUGGGAGUCACAGACGAGUUUAGAGCAGCUGAUGAUAAUUCAGAGUCUGAAGACAAUGAUUAUCAUCACUACUUACCUGGAGAGAUGUUGCACACCGACUAUGAACUUGAAACACGACUCUUGACCUGGCCAGAGGCAGUACCUUUUAGAGAGUGGCAUGUGAGAGGAACCAAGCAACCAACAAUGUCCGCAGAUGGUGUACUUCCCGUUCCUGUUAACUUGGAAGGAAAGGCGAGGACAUUAAAUGUGGAGGGACAGAAGGCAGAGAAAAGACAUGAACCAGUGGAAAUCCUUCCAUCCCACUCAGAGAAACUUCCUGCUUGUACAGAUGAAAUGACACGUGAGCCAAGCUCUGGUGGGCCUAGUUGCUCUGGGUGGAAAGAAAACUCGGCAGUUGCUAACACAGAGGAUGAAGUCAUCUCAGAGGACAGAGGAAAUAAUUUUCCUAAUGUGAGAAGAGUUUCAAUUGAACAUUCUCAGAAUGCUCCUGAUGUUUCAAGACAAGAAGGUGAGACCUUACCUGUCCAACUGAGCAAAUCGGAAUCUUCCUCAACACCGAAAAUUUCUCAGUCAUUCAGUGACCGCAGCCAAAAUGAAGAAUACCUUGUCAAUGAACCCUUUGAGGAGGUAUCAAGGGACAGGACCAGUGAGGGGCUAGCAGGCAAGGCAUCUGAGGGAGGAGCGGCCUCUCCAGUUAUUAUGGGAGAGGGUGAGAGUGACACUAAUCCCAGGCGUUCACAAAGGCAUAGAAACCAACCUGACAGACUACGGUAUGGCCAACUAGGGAAUCCCUUACUGCCUAUAGUCCAGUCACUCUUUCAAGGCCUCAACCUUGCUCUUGCAGAUGCGCCCCAGAGCCCUAGUUAUGCAGACGUUUCCCAUGUACUCUCUAGACUACGUCAUGGUCAUAUGGGUGUGAUGGGACAUACACACCUUUAGGAGGGGAGGGUGUAACCCAGGUUACCAGGUUUAAAUAGCGGUCCAGCUUAUCAAUUGAUUAGUCAGGGGAAUAAAUGGAUCAAUAUGAUUAAUUGGAAAAAAAGGGGAAAAAAAGAGUAAUAAAUUGUAUUUUUGAAUAAUUCAACAUGUAUGCACAAACAUGUAGGUGUAUGUAAACAAAUGUACAAAAUUUAUCACGUCUUUAAAAAGAAAAAAAAAACGUUUUGGCUACUUUAAAUAAGUUUUCAGCAAGCCCACUUGAAACGGGAAUACGAGGAGUUCAUGAGAUGCGGUGUGAGCGAUUGGACGUUGUCACGUGAUACGGGUCAUUCUGCCAAGCCAAAGUCAAGGUGCCUACACACUAACUUUUGCUGCAGACUGUUAGUUCUACGUGUAAGAGAGACAAUUAAUUUGAUCUAUUGUGGUCAUAAUCGGCGUGGGACAUAGUCUCUUCGGCUGUGAAGUCGCUGGCGGACAGAGCGUCGUGCCAAAGAUACGACGAAGUAAGUUAUGAUCGUUAGACGCUAUGGCACUAGCUUGGACUGGCAGCCGCAUGGGUUUUGCUAGCGCUAGCUUGACACGAUGUAUAUCUGAACCCCCGUGUUCCUGUUUCAUCUGAAAGCGACACCUGGAUAACUGAGGGCCAUGUGAUGUGCAAUUGUGCCGAAGCGUGUGUGUGUGUUGUGUGAUGCUUGAGCCUCUGGUGAGAAAAAUGCUGUUACUAAUAAUAACGAAAGGUGGAAUGUGCGGAUGCUACUUAUGAUUUGGAGCUAAAGGUGCUAAAUUAAUGGGCGUUACGAGUAUGUAUGUAUGUGUGUGUAUGUAUAUAUGAAAAGGAAGACUGUUUAUGUUAAGAUGGUUAAAUACGUUUUCUUCUUUUUCUGUUUUAUUUUGGUGAUAAAAUGUGGCAAGUGUAUAGUCGUUUAACCAUUUUGUCAAAUGUAAAUAUUGAGGGACAUGUUCAGUCUGAUUUAUAAAUAACAAGAAUGGUUAUAAUUGUUAUGUGGACAUUGUUGUAACCCUCUGUUGGCCUAAUUAGGCCAACAGAGUGCUGGGAUUCCUCUUGGUCCUGAAGAUAAAGAGGAACUCCAAAACCACCAAUUGUGACUUGAAGUAGGAUGUUUCUGUAUUACUGGUAGAAAAAUGUCUCAUACUGCUGUUAAUGUGUCAUUGAUGUGACACGUUACGGUGACCAACCAUGCUGGGGACAAGCUUUAGCUAUAAGAAACCCAGAUACAGCUAGGGAACACUGACAGAGUCCUAACAUUGUACAGCUUGGGUAGGCUGCACUGUUCCCAGAAGCAAAGCUAUACUAGGUCGAUGCGUGUAGUGGACAGAGCAAGCCCCUACUCCAUCUCCCUGUUUCAAAAAGCAAUUUAAUAUAUGGUUCCCAUCUAGGAAAUGUAUCAGAUAUUAAACUGAUAAGAACAGAUACUACACUUGAUCUUAGCCAAAAGGCCGAGAAGUGAUGAGCCAACCUCUUUGCUGCCAGAGGCAGCCUCCUCUGGUGCUGCUUACUUGUCAGGGGGCUGUGCGUUGAGUUGGACAGGCAAUAGUGUCUGCUUAGCCCACCCAAGCCCCUACUCUCUGAAAAUACCCACGGGCCUUCUGCAAGGUAGCCAUGCUGUGCUUCAAUGAGAAACAGACCAAAGGAAGUUGAGGCAUUGACAUUUCCAAGAGUGCAUAGUGACAACUUCCCAACAGAGACAUACACAAAUGUAGCUGUGUCACAUGUUUACUGACACUGUGGAAAGUCAAUAUAUUCCCUCCAGUGAAAUAGUAAAAACUUGACCCAUUUUGAAUUUGUCCUUUACGUGAAAGGACACAGCUUUACAUAGAGAUGCCUUUAAGCCUCCAAUUGACCCUUUUGCUAACUCACUAGCAUGUUUUGUAAACCUGGGAGGCAGGAGCAGCGCUGGCCAGACAGCGUUAGCUCGACACGGUCUUGUAAUUUGCAACAGAAUCAUUCAGGCCUCAUUCAAACAGCUCACAUCAUCCAAAUGUCUACACGCUUAGUUAGUCUCAAAGGCCUCGCUGCUGUAGUCGUCUCAAAGGUGCGGCACCACUACAUCGGCUUAUUUGCUGCCAGGCUAGUGGCAGUCCGUUAGGCUACACCGCGGCAUAAGGAAGUUUUUUUCCAACAGCUGGCCUAUAAGGCACUCAUCGCCUAACAUUUGCCGUGCUUGCUCAGGCAGCCCACAUGAUAAAUUGCAAACGAUACAGAGAAGAUUAGCAUGGCCCCUGCGAAAGGAUGACACGCAAAUUUGCGAAGCGUUUCCACAUUUUGAUGUGCCUUUAUUACUCCUAACGGAAGCACAACUUUUUUCAGACAUAGAUGUGCACGGCUUGUUUACAGAUUUAAAAAGAUGAACUCAGUGAGGUCAAAUUUGGUGCAGAAAUUGUUAUAUGUGUUUGCUCUGGAAGUGGUAGGUUUGUGGGUAGGACAAAGCCCAAAGUGGGAAAAAAGUGCUUGUGAUCAGAGAGAGCUGAGGGGGUGUGAUAUUACAACUUCGAAACAGAGUCAUACUCAAAUGUAGCUGACACGGUGGAAAGUGCAGUCAUUCCACCCAGUGACGUAGUGCUGACUUGACCCAUUGGUACUUUGCCCUGCCUACUGGAGCAAACGAUGCCACAGUAGCAUGCUCAUCAAUGUGUGUUUUUCACAAAACUGUGACGGCACUGCCUAUAGGCAGAGCCUGCCAAAAAUUAUAUCAACUCGCCAGCGUUCCUCUGCGUUUUGAAGAGAAACCAGAGCCAACCUGGCCCACCGCCACAGCCGAAGCCAAAGUCCCUUGUCGUACAAGCCACAGUCAUCACGGGACGCGUGCCUCUGACUUGCAGUGUUUCAUGAACAUCUGUAUUGAUUUAGAUUUUCUUUCAGCUACUGUUUGAGUUGAGUUUUAAAGUGGGGAAUGUAGGACAUUCUUUUAAUUUAGUAAAUUGUAAAUUGUUUUCCAUAUUUUACUACUCUGAAAGUAGUUGAAAGUAGCAGUUCUUUUGAGAGGCAAUUCACAGUCUCCUCUGGAGGAGGAAGCCCUCGUCCGGACGCCACUGGACGUUUUUAUUUUAAAAGGUCAGACAAGGGAAAUUUACAAAUAAUAAAAAGUAACAAAAAAACACAAUAACAACUGUGCUAAAAUAUUACGAGAAAAAAAAGAUGGGUGUUGCACAAAGCCAUAAAAAGCAAUUAAGACAGAAAUUUGAAGAUACAGUAUCCUCGUUAAAAUUAUUUACUUUACUUUACUUGUACAUAAGUCAGGGUGAGGUAAAGUGCGGGAUCCAUCUAAAAGAGGCUGGAAUUGGUUGGUCCUCCUUCCAAACAACGAUAGAAUAAGACAGGAUGAGUUUAAAAGAAUAAGUGAAGCCAGGACCUGUCACUGAACCUGUAUACUGUAUCUAAUUUCUAAUCUCUCUGAUCCCUUUAAUUUGAAACACACCAACUUAUUAUUUAACCACAUAACACAUGAGAAAAUGUAUUAUAGCUGUGAGCUGCAACAACGAGCGCUCACAGACUUACCAGCAUAACUACUGGUGCUACUGCUAUGGGGCUAAUUAGAGCCACAACACCCGCAGACUUCACUACUCUCCAGAACCUCCAUCUGCUCAUUAUUCUAUGUUCACUGUUGCUGACCUGUUCAGCAGAACCCAUUCGAUUUUAGUUCAUCUCCCUCUUUCUCUAGUUUAUCAUACACUGUACUGCACUGUACAUACAUUUCAAAAGGUCAGAAGAACUCCUGAAACAAGCAACAACAAUGAUUUCCUGUCAUCUCCAGAAGUUCUCUGAUGAUGCUGCUAUUGUAGGAUGUAUCCAGGGUGGUGAUGUCAUUGAGAAUCAGGGAGUGGUGGACAGCUUUGUGCACUGGUGUGAACAGAACCACCUCCAACUGAACAUCAGUAAAACUAAGGAAAUAGUGAUAGACUUUAGGAAAUCUGUGAGUGCUGUGGAGGUGGUGACCGAGUACAAAUAGCUGGUGUAGUGUAGUGUAGAGUGUACUUGGACAAUAAACUGGACUGGAAAAAGAACUUCUCAGCUGUGUUUGUUUCGGUGGCUUCCUGUUCUUCUUAAGUUUUAGGGAUAAUUUUCUUUAACUUGAUCUUCGCUCAAUUUUUCUCCAAAGGUAGAUUCAGAUGGAAAAGGUCAGGCAUCAGUACACUCAAAAUAGGAACGUUAUGUUGUUUCAGCGAGAUGUGCCCCUAAGCAGAUGAGCACAAAUGUAAUUUGCCACUAAAUAUAAAUAGGUUCAUUUUCAAAGAGGGACAUGUUUUCAGUGAAUGAACAGAGAGUAUAGGUCAAUGUCUCACUGUCCUGGCUGUAGCGCAGUGGCUAGCGCAUUACAGUACGCUCCUGUCCCCCAUGUCUUGGGUUUAAUCCCAUCAGAGAGGAAGUGCAUCAGGAAGGGCAUCCAGCGUGAAAACUUGCCAAAUCUAUCAUGAGACUCAUUCGCUGUGGCGACCCCUGAUGGGACAAGCCGAGAGGAGUUACAGGUCCAGUUAUAGGUCAGUUUCCUACUGGAGAAAACAAAUCAAAUCACAAUAGAAUAUAUGUUGGAUGUACAUCAGGAUGCCAUUCCUUCUGAAUGCUUUGUGUUUAGUCAUGAAUUGCUUUGGAAUUUCAGUCACAGAUUGGAGUGGAGCCAAUCACUGCUGUCAUUCAGGCAGGAGGCGGGGCUCAGCCUCGACAAGCCACCAGUCUGUUACAGAGCCACGCAUUUGUACAGACAGGCAAUCACACCUCUGGUUAACCUAUCUGCAUGAACUGUGGGAAGAAACCAGUAGAAAAGCCCCCACAGACGCAGGGAGAACGUACAAACUCCACACCUGGGCAACCUCAGGAAUCGAACCCAGAACCUUCUUACUAUGAGGCAAUAGCACCACCAUGCUGCCCUUUUUGACAGCAUCUCCCCCAAAUAUGCAAAUGUUUUAUUAAAACAGGAACAUGCUGUAUCUUUGGUCAUGAGGAUGAACUGAUCGUUAUGCUGAAAAUAUACGUAUGUCAUUAGAUUUACUUUUUCAUCUUACGUGCUUAAUGUACAUUAGAUAAUUCCUGUUGUCUCCCUUGACAGUUGUAGGGUUAUGUCUCUCUGUCUGUUGAGACUUAGUGCUCCUUCCUCUGAUAGUCAGACGCCAGUGAUGCAGGUGUGAGAAUGUAAACAUCUCCACACACGGCGACAGGGAUGGUGCAUGAAGUCUGAUUGGGCCACACAGACGUUCCACUGUAGUCGACAGAGGGGUUAAAAGGCAGAAGCAACUUGAGGAUCGUGGGCUCUUUGCAUCACACCUUCAUGGUGUGUGCACUGAUCUCCCCAGCUGGUUUUUGGUUUGUUGAUGUGCACGAUCAACAUCCAUGUUUUUGGUUUGCUUUCCCCAUUAUUUUCAUUUUCCUUUAUUUUUAUAUUAAAUCCCACAAAAGACAACUCUCUCAUCUGCCUCUUUAUGGUAAAUUUCCACCACAUUGUCACAGACACGAUAAUGAUUUCUCAGACCGAGCUUUCUGCCCAUGUCUUUGGUACUGGUGACAUCUUAAGAGAUUCUGCAGCAACACUGGGCGUUUGUCUCCUUGUAGACCGGUGUUGUUCAGCAAGAAGCACCGUGAUUCUGCACUUAAAUCCAAGCCUGUCUAACAAGUGCAUUACAUAUCAGACUGUUUAAAAGCAUUGUUAAAGUAAAAGUGCUCACCUAAAGCAAGCGUGUUUAUUGUGAUAUUUAUUCUGAUAAACAAUCACACAGAAUCACAACGGUAGCAUUACUGGAACACUAGUUUAACGUUCGUGCAACUGCAUCACCUCCGUAAGUGGACUAGCUUGUUGCUGCUUGUGGAGCUUUCAGGAUCUGCCGUGUCACAUCAAAGGACUGCGACAACUUCCGUGUUCAUUACUGUAGCUAAUCAGAGCAUGGAGGCAAAUUAAGGUCACGUUAUUUUACUUAUACAUUUUUGCACAAUUUUAACGCCACAAAUUAUAAGUAUAAGCACUGAUAGCGCUACUAAGUCUACAAGUACAAAUCUGGUUACAUACGCGCAGAUCGGUUUACACACGCACAGAUCUGGUUACGCACGCACAUAUCUAGUUUGACUCCAUAGAAUGGGCCAAACUAAUUUCUUCCAAUAUAAUCUGGCCAUGAAAACUGAAUUAUCUUGUAUCUGUACUUGCUGCUGCUUGACAUGCUGUCGACACUGACAAUGAAGCAAGAAGAGCGACAUCUCUUCCCUCUCUUCUCAUGACCAAGACAGAAGUGACAGGUAAUGCACACAAGGCUACGGUGCUACUAACGAGCUAUUUUUGGGCUUGUGAGCCCAAAUAUAGCUCGUUAGUAGCUCGUUAGUAGCACCUGUUGAUGAGGACAAUGACUUCAUGGGGACAUUGACAAUCUGUACUGGGAGGGAAACUUUAGAGUAGGCUUAUUAUAUAUGAGGGAUAUAUGAAGGAUCCAGACUCCGUCAGUGUCGUGACUGGGCUAUGCUUGGCUUCUUCUACGGUUAGCUAUAGUGCUGUAGCUCUUCACUGCUGACAUACUUUGGCACAACUAUAAUCAAAUACUGCUACUUGCUGGGUGGCAGCCAGUUCUACUGUACUUCUAGCUUCGGCUGUUGUUAGUUUGGUAGAGUUUCUUUUGGCUUUUUCAGAGCUGAUGCCCAUCAGAUGUGACCUUAAUGGGACCUUUCCUAUAUACUGUGUCUGCGAGAAGACCUUUAGUGAAUAUGUUGGAAGGCAGACGUUGCCAUGGAUACACCAUUGCUAUUAGCUGCUAGCCAUUAGCCAAGGAAAACAAAGGCCUGAUCCCAAGAGAAAAUCCUGAAAUCCACUUAGAGCUGAGGAGCGGGCACAGACCUGGCGAGAAGUGCGGCGAAAAUAUCUCUCUGUAAAAUGGUUGAAAUCAUCCACCCUGAUUAUAGAGCAGAACAAGACAUGAGAUUGUACUAUUUUCAGUCAGUGAGGAUGAGCAGGCGAACAAGGCCAUACUGCUGUGGUUACUGUUGCCAUCUCGUUCAGCAAACCCAAAUCAAACCUCUACCUCGCCUCUCUUACUUUAGCCGUUAUCAUUACUAUCUAUUUGGUAUUUUGAACUUUAUUACAAAUCUAUUUCUGUUGUCUUUAACAUGCAAUGGUGACACACACAUUGUCACACAUUUCUAUUCCUACAUGAAAAAUCAAAGCUAUGUCUAUUAUUGUAAUCUAAUUAAUUCUGCCCCAGUCUCAGCCAAGGCAGAAUAUUGUUGACUUUAUUUAAACUUAAGUCUUAAAAACAUUUAAAAUGUUCACUUUUAUUUUUAACAUUUAUUUGAAAGACUUAGUUACUAGUUACUUUUUAGUUUCAGAUUUAGAAGUAAUAUUAACAUUAAAAGGUUUAGAAGUAGCCCUGCAAAAGACUGGCGACCUAUCCAGGGUGUACCCUGCCUCUCACGCAUAGAUAGCUGGGAUAAGGUCCAGGACGGUCCGUGCAUGAAGUGCAAUUAAUUAUUCAUGUGUAAAAUGAAAAUUGAAUAACGUCUUUUUAUGUUGUGUUUCGU
This is a messenger RNA of Betta splendens (Siamese fighting fish), 20577 nucleotides long. RefSeq lists its product as uncharacterized. Lineage: Eukaryota; Metazoa; Chordata; Actinopteri; Anabantiformes; Osphronemidae. The transcript has 2 exons. Bases 12132 to 13070 code for a protein of 312 amino acids. The record is from RefSeq and is a predicted model, not a curated record.